Botrytis fragariae is the source of this 2487-nucleotide messenger RNA. RefSeq lists its product as uncharacterized. The record is from RefSeq and is a predicted model, not a curated record. The coding region runs from base 1 to 2487 and encodes 828 amino acids. NCBI's taxonomy places the organism in Eukaryota, Fungi, Ascomycota, Leotiomycetes, Helotiales, Sclerotiniaceae. The transcript has 2 exons.
AUGCGUAGCCUUUUGAAGGCAUUCCUACUUGCGCCGGCCAUAGUGUCGGCGUUUGUUUUACCACCAGCUUCAGAACAAGAUGUUGAUAUCGAAUUCGAAAAGAACGAUGUUGAUACUACUGAAGCUUAUACCAUGGGAUUCGUUCGACUUGAUCUUGGACAUGAUUCCUCAUCAGCUGAUGUCUCCCCUCUAGACCUCCGAGUUGAUAUCCUUCAUUCCACAGAAGCAUGCGGCUUUGGAAAUGUCUUGAUCGAUGGUCAACCUCUUUCACAAACAUUCGAUUCGGAAACUUCAAUCUCAUCUGGAAAAGGUUCCAUCUCGACAUCGACGAAUAAAAUCGUAGUAGGAUCAUGGUCUUUCGAUUGUAUCGUUAUUGAUGGUAAACCACGUGGACAACUCAUGAAGGUUAUGAUUGAUUUUGUUGAUGGAAAGGCAAUUGAGAAUUCAGGAUUCUCUGUUUUAUUCAGACAAACUGAAGAGACGGAAAUCAUGAACAUCGAAACUAUUUCAUCGGAAGAGGAUCAAGUUAUCGAACAUCAUUCAUCAUCGGAUAAGCAACAUCAUAAUGGAAAGGGUCCCGAGGGAGAACAUAAGCAUCAUAUGGACAAGGGUUCUGAAGAGGAACACAAACAUCAUAUGAGCGAGGGUCCUGAAGGAGAACACAAGCAUCAUAUGGACAAGGGUCCUGAAGGAGAACACAAGCACCCUAUGGGUAACGGUCCAGACGGAGAGCAUAAACACCACAUGGGCCACAAAGAGUUCAACAUUCACAAAGAAUUGGCUGAGCUUAGAUACAUGAAAGCUCAAAUGAAGGAGUUAAAGUAUCUCAUCCAUAAAAAGAAGCAUCACAUCUCAAAACACGCUCGAGAACAUCACAACCUGGAUGACAGAAUCAGAGAUUGUGAUAGUCUUCGAUGCGUCGCUGGAGUUAUUAGCGAGAAGGCUCGUAAAUUCUACGGAAGGAUCGCUGGUGAUGAGUUUGAUAAAGAAUCUUUCCAUCAUUCUCGCGAGUCACACUCAAAGAAGGAUAAGAAGCAUGGUAAAGGAUUUCAUGGGAAACCAGGUAAUCACACAUCCGGAAACCAUACCUCUCCACAUGUACCUCACGGCAAGAACAACCAUACCGGUCCACACUUCCCUCCUCAUCGACACCAUACUCUUCCAAUUUGUCAUUACCCUCCUCCUUUUGAUUUUCAUCCUCACGGUCCCCAUCAUGAUGGACCACAUGGACCACCACAUGGACCACCACACGAACCUCCCCAUGGACCUCCUCCACACGAAUUCGGUCCUCCUGGAUUUGAACACGGAAGACACCAUGGAAUGCAUCCUUUCCAUGACGAUGAAGAAGGACAUGGACCUUGGGAAGGACGACCCAGACAUCAUGAUGGACAUCAUGGAGAUGAGUCUGAAGAAUUGGAAAGACCUCAUGGAGGCCAUGACAACUUUGAAGAUGAAUUUGAAGGGCGUCAUGGAAAACAUGCUGAACAACAUCAUGAACAAGGACCACCAUCGUUUGAUGGCCUGGAUUUCGAUCACUCCGAAGAACAUCAUCACGGUGAACAUCCACACGAGGGACCAUUUGAUGGACCUGAACACGACGGACCACAUCACCCACAUGAAGGACCAUUUGAUGGACCUGAACAUGAGGGACCACAUCACCCACACAACGAAGAACCCCACCACGGUCCACCUCACAGCGGUCCCCACGAGGACCAAGAACCCCCCUUCCACCCCGGCCCCCCAAGUUCGCAUCCUGAUUUCACCAGUCCCCCUCCCCACUCCGAACCCGACCACUUCGACGGUCCUCCACACCUCGAAGACGAUUUCUCAGGCCCUCCUCCCCACGGCCCACCCCACGGCCCACCCCACUUCCCCUCCCACAUCCUCAAAUUCGCCCUCAUCGGAUUCCUCCUCUCCCUCUUCCUCAUCACCCUCUACCGCCGCACCUGCAACCCCAAAGCUCGUUCAAACCGCCAAUCUCGUCUUGAAACCCGCUGUCGCCGCCGCGCCAGUUUCAGAAACUGGUGGAACCGCAUUCUAGGCCAGGAAGAAGAUUUCGAAGAAAAAGAUAGAUUACUCCACGAUGAUGAUGAUUCCGACUGUGAAAGCGAAGACACCCCCUCCGAAUUCUCAGUCGGGCAAGAUAUUUCUUCCUUCCGCAAUGCGGUGGAUGUAGUGGGUGAUAUGGUAGCUGCGGAGGAAGGACGAGUUUGUUCUUCUGCUCCCGCUCAUUAUGUUUCUAUUCCCGUUCAUGCUCAUCAGAGAAACGUAUCCGAAGAUCAGAUACUCCAUUUUGAUGGGUAUACGCAUGGAAUUGAAGUCAGAAUGGAUGAUGAAGAGGUAUUGCCAGCGUAUGAAGAUAAUGAUGGGAGUGAAGAGGGUGGAAGUGUGGCGGAUGGAUUUAGAUAUACGCCUGGGAGUAGCGCGUAUAGUCCGAGUCACUCGGCGAGUGGAAGUGUGAGUGAUGUUUUGGGGGAUAAAGUUUAG